AGCUUUCUCAGUGACGGAGCAAAUUGGCUCCGCUGGUGCUGAUGUUUAGCUUGUUGGAAUAAGUAAGCUUUGGGUUGCAUUGUUCUCCUGUUGAUCUCUAUAUAAUAUUCAUAACGAAUACGUGUUUCUACAGUGGAAGUGCCUCUGCUGAGCGACUGCACACAAAAACCAUUCUUGGACUCUUGUUGCUCUUUGAAGCCCCAUACAGUGUUUUCAUCUUAUCUUAUUUGCCUUUACGGAUUGGAAACCUAAACACCUAGCUUGAUAUUUUCCACCACUUCAAAGCCUGCAUCCCUUCGCAAUCAGCCAUGGCCUUAACCGACGAGAAGAGGGUUGAGGCAGAAAACAGGGAGACUAGAGACGGAUCACCGGUAGACCCAGAAGGCUAUCUCAAACCCGAUGCAGAAGAACCAAAUGGCACUUCCGGUGAAGGAUCUGUCUCUGGGGACUCUGCUCAAGCCGAAAAAGGAGUGACGGAGCAACCUGCUGAGGAACCUCCUCGAAAAGUGAAAGGAUGGGUUUGGUUCACAGUCGUGCUGGCAAUUCUCUCUUCCUGCUUUUUGUUCGCCUUGGACAACACCAUCGUUGCCGACGUACAGCCAAAGAUUAUUGAACGGUUUGGAAACAUUGGAAAGCUCCCUUGGCUAUCAGUCGCGUUUAUGCUUGGUGCGGUCGGCACUAAUCUUAUAUGGGGUCAAGUCUUUGGACAAUUCAACGCCAAAUGGCUCUAUAUCGGCAAUCUUACAUUGUUUGAGAUUGGCUCGGCCGUUUGCGGUGCCGCUCCGACCAUGAAUGCUCUCAUCGUUGGGCGUGCCAUUGCGGGUGUUGGCGGUGUAGGGACGUAUAUCGGCGUGAUGACCCUGCUCUCCAUCAAUACUACGGUGAAAGAGCGCCCUGCAUACAUCGGUCUCACCGGACUCACGUGGGGUGCGGGCACUGUUCUUGGUCCUGUCAUUGGAGGUGCUUUCGCAGAUAGCGGCGCGACAUGGCGCUGGGCUUUCUACAUCAACCUCUGCGUUUUCGCUCUCUUUGCACCAGUGUACUUGUUCUUCCUGCCUUCAUCCGACCCUCGACCUGGUGUUCCUUAUAAGCAGAGGCUGAUGGAACUUGACUUUGCCGGAUCAGUCCUUAUUGUCGGUGCAUUCACCUGCCUGGUCAUGGCCAUUGGAUUCGGUGGCAACCUCUACCCAUGGAACAGCGGCCGAAUUAUUGGCCUCUUUUGCGCCGCUGGUGCUUUGUUCAUCCUGUUCGCUCUUCAACAGGGAUUCUCUUUCCUGACAAAGCCGGAGAGGCGUCUCUUCCCGGUCCACUUCCUCAAGUCUCGGAGCAUGUUGAUCCUCUUCGCUCUGAUCGCGUGCGGCGCCUCGGCGGCAUUCAUCGCCAUCUAUUUCAUUCCGAUUUACUUUCAAUUUGUGCGGAAUGACAGCGCUCUCAAGGCUGGAGUCCGACUGCUCCCCUUUGUCGUGAUGCUUGUCUUCUUUUGUGUUGCCAACGGCGCCAUCAUGGGCAUGACCGGCUAUCACGUACCGUGGUAUCUUGCUGGCGGGAUCCUCGCUCUCAUUGGCUCAGCUCUCAUGUACACCGUCAAUGAGAAUUCGAGCACCAGCCGCGUCUAUGGAUACAGCGUGCUCAUCGGCAUUGGCACUGGCAUGUACAUCCAAGCCUCGUUUUCUGUCGCUCAAGCCAAAGUUCCUCCGCAGGAAGUGCCUCUUGCCAUCGGAUAUAUCAGUUGCGGACAGCUUUCUGGUGCCACAAUCACAUUGGCGAUUGCCAAUACCGUCUUCCUGAAUCUUGCUGGCAAAAAGAUACAGCAUAUCCUUCCUCACGUGCCGUAUACACAGAUUCAAGCUGCCAUUGCCGGCGCAAGCUCCACUUUCAUCAAAACGCUCCCAGAUGAGGUGCGCAAGCGAGUACUCGCGGCGAUCGUCGACUCGAUCAGUACGGUCUAUAUUCUAGCCAUUACAGCGGCGGCUCUCACAGUUGUUCUAUCUCUGGGCCUGAAAUGGGAGAGAUUGUUCCUUGGGGCUGCUGCCGGCGGAGGAUAAAUUCGUCUGGAAUCAAAACUGACACAUCUCCUUCUUCAUAGCUUUUCUACCCUUAUACCCAAACUCCACUUAUGUUCAAUUUGCCCAAUGCUUACGUUAUAAUGAUUUCCUUUUUAUUUCCUUCUAAUUGUUCAAGAAAUUGCAUAGUCAGGUCGGUCAUGUUUUGCUAGAGUUCGAUUUUUGAAGUUCUUCCUACUACUCAUAGAUGAGAUGGGAACAGUGGCUAUCAAAACAGCUGUGGAAAUAGUGAUAGCUGGAAUAUAACAAAUACAUCUAAUCCCUGC
Molecule: messenger RNA, 2329 nt
Organism: Xylona heveae TC161
Lineage: Eukaryota; Fungi; Ascomycota; Xylonomycetes; Xylonales; Xylonaceae
Product: MFS general substrate transporter
Exons: 3
Coding region: 309-2045 (578 amino acids)
Biological process (GO): transmembrane transport
Molecular function (GO): transmembrane transporter activity
Source: RefSeq, a predicted model, not a curated record